UUUCAAGUCUGUCGUUUGCAGUCUGUGCGGUUUAGUGCAGGAUACUGAGAAUGGAGGGGGGGCCCAUCUCAGCGCUGUGUACUCCUGCUCUGGUGGUGGAUGUGGACAAAGUGAAGAGAAAUGCACAGAGGAUGAUUGAACGCUUUCAGAAACUGGGAGUCCAGCUUCGGCCACACAUGAAGACACACAAAACCCUAGAGUGUGCCGACAUAAUGACGGGUGGAUCACGGAGGAGUAUUGUGGUUUCCACUUUGGCAGAGGCCAGUUUCUAUGCUGACCAUGGAUUUGAUGACAUCCUGUAUGCUUACUGUCUUCCCUUUGAUAAGGUGGAGCGUUGUGCGUCUCUGUCAGAGAGGCUGGAUCUCUUCCAGGUUUUACUGGAUCAUCCUGAUGCUCUGGAGCAGCUCCGAAAGCGGCCGCUGAGAGAUGGGCGUCUUUGGCACGUCUGGCUCAAACUUGAUUGCGGCAACGGAAGAGCUGGAGUCCUGCACUCAAACCCAGAGGCGCUCAGACUGGCUCAGGCCAUCCACGCAGCGGAGGGGGUGGAGCUCACAGGUGUCUACGCCCACUGUGGCAACACCUACAACUGCAAAGGGGUGGAGCAGAUACAGGCCGUUGCCCAGGAGACCACCAACCUAACACUGCAAUUUAUGGAAAAGCUGAAGGGUGUUGGUAUCUCCUGUAAGUCCAGCAUCGGCUCCACUCCCUCCUGCAGUCAUCCAGUCCAAGACAUGGCUCAACUCAGCGAAGUUCACCCUGGAAAUUACGUCUUCUAUGAUGUUCAGCAGUCCUUGAUCGGCUCCUGCAGCCUGGAGGACGUGGCGGUGAGGGUUUUGACCAGAGUAAUCGGACACUGUCCUCACAGGAACCAGCUCCUGGUUGACUGUGGAUGGACUGGACUCAGUCUCGAUGGAGCUGGAAAACUUCCCACUGGAUACGCUGUGAUUGAAGGACACCCAGACCUCAAGUUACUGUCCAUGACUCAGGAACAUGGACGAGUUGAACCCAUCUCAGGAAAACUUGACUACAGCAAAUACCCACUGGGAUCCCUGCUCACUCUGAUCCCUUACCAUGCGUGUGCAACAGCGAUGAUGCAUCCUGUGUACCAUGUGCACUCUGAGGGUCGUCUGGUGGGGACGUGGACGCCCACACGAGGGUGGUGAUGAGAUGUUCAGCUGUUCAUGAGUUUGUUUAGAUGGCUAUGUGAAAACAAAACAACGGACUCAAUAAAUUUUUGGAUUUUGACGAUAAUGAUGCUAUAAUCGUUCUGUUAUUUCAGUGCACCAUCUUUAUUUAAAACUGGGAACAACACAGUGUCUUUUCUGAAAGCAGGACUGUUCUCCACAGCAGCAGACCUCAUUACAGCUUCUAAUUU
This is a messenger RNA of Sphaeramia orbicularis (orbiculate cardinalfish), 1375 nucleotides long. Its product is annotated as D-threo-3-hydroxyaspartate dehydratase. Bases 51 to 1163 code for a protein of 370 amino acids. The record is from RefSeq and is a predicted model, not a curated record. Gene Ontology annotation, biological process: D-serine catabolic process. Lineage: Eukaryota; Metazoa; Chordata; Actinopteri; Kurtiformes; Apogonidae. Gene Ontology annotation, molecular function: D-serine ammonia-lyase activity. The transcript is spliced from 10 exons.